Molecule: messenger RNA, 597 nt
Organism: Lolium perenne
Lineage: Eukaryota; Viridiplantae; Streptophyta; Magnoliopsida; Poales; Poaceae
Source: RefSeq, a predicted model, not a curated record
UUGGGUUAGUGGAAGUUAGGCCUUCAACCUGCUAUAGCGGAGCCGAUGUCUUUGUUGUGGCUCACCAAGCCAAGCAAGUUUAUUAUUUGCCCUACCCAUGUCAAAAGGAGUACCUCAAAGGCUGGGAAGUCGUGUUCAAGGUAUCACCACAUGGUAAGCUACCCAUGCCCUCCGACGAGGAUUACAACAACAUUGACCCUGUAACAUACGAGGGAAUUUUUUAUCAAGAGCAAGAGAACUUUGGGGAUUUCGAAAUAGAAAUUGGUCUUGAGGACCUCGAGAACGAGGCACAUCUUCAUGGUGAAACAGUGGUGGACCUAAAGGACAUACAAAUGCUCACCAAGUUACAUGAGGGCAAUGGGUUCAAUGAUGAGACUCCACCGGACAUUCCCACCCAACCUCAUUACUCACAUGAUACUGAUAGUGAUAGUGAAAAUGAGAACCCAAUGCCUCGUUAUGAGAACCCAAUGCCUCAUUAUGAUAGUGAUGAUUCGAGGUGAUUGAUCAAUAUGAGCGGAAGCAAGCAAUCCAUGAACUCCAUUUUGAAGAGUAUGAGCCAACAGAAGUUCACCGGGACCACUAGAAGUGGAAGACCAA